AUUGUAAACCCAUGGAUGAAGAAAUCAAUUGUGUUUCCAUGUCACAAACUGAAAAGGAUACACAACAUAUUGAACCUAAUUCUGAAAUUAUGGAUGAAAAAGGAGAGAACAGUAUUUGCCACAGUCCUCAAGAAAGUCGAGAUGAAGACCAUGGUUUGAUGACAGAUAUUUUGCCAGUACUGCAAUCAAAACCAGACUAUACAAGCACAAAAAAUAUCAAUGGGGAGAAAUGUGUGAAUGACUGCAGUGGAAUAAUCAAACAACAUGAACAAAAUGACAGUUUCAAAAAACAUGUGGAAGAGAAAGAUGAAUAUGAAUGUGAACAUUGUGGAGAGGAAUUCAAGCGAAAAAGCAAUUUGGAAGUUCAUCUGAUGAUACAUAAAAAUAAUUUGCCAUAUGAAUGCGAACAUUGUGGACAGAAAUUCAAGGACAAUGAUUACUUAAAAAGGCAUUUGAAGACACAUGUAGGGGAAAGACGAUACGAAGUUAAAGUAUUGCUUCUGAAAACACUUGAAUGUGAACAUUGUGGAAAGAAGUUUAAUCACAAAGAACAUUUGAAAAGUCAUAUGGAGGUACAUAAACAAGAGAAACUUUAUGAAUGUGAACAUUGUGGAAAAAAAUUCAAUCAGAAAAGUAACAUGAAAUCGCACAUGACAGUACACACGAAGGAGACCCCAUACGAAUGUGAACAGUGUGGAAAGAAGUUUAGACAAAAGAUGAUUUUGAAAUGCCACAUGAGGAUACAUACUGGAGAAAAACCUUACCUAU
This is a messenger RNA of Anneissia japonica, 768 nucleotides long. RefSeq names its product gastrula zinc finger protein XlCGF7.1-like. The annotation marks the transcript as partial. The transcript is spliced from 2 exons. The record is from RefSeq and is a predicted model, not a curated record. NCBI's taxonomy places the organism in Eukaryota, Metazoa, Echinodermata, Crinoidea, Comatulida, Comatulidae.